Molecule: messenger RNA, 1458 nt
Organism: Bradysia coprophila
Lineage: Eukaryota; Metazoa; Arthropoda; Insecta; Diptera; Sciaridae
Product: solute carrier family 35 member G1-like
Cellular component (GO): membrane
Source: RefSeq, a predicted model, not a curated record
GUGCACAGCUGUACUCGAAUAGUCAACUGAUCCAUUACUCAUAGCAAUGCACAGCAAAUUCAACUAGAUUCAGACAGACUGUGCUUGUACAUAAAACAUAAAUAUUUUCUAUUCGUCAAAUUGCAAGAGGCACACGUGAAUUAAGAUCCAACUGAAACGCGUUCGUGACAAUGGCUUCAAUCGACAACAAAUCUGAUGUAGCGUCUGUGCAGAAGGGUAAAAAUUGGAAGGACGCCGAAACGGGCAACGAUGACCAUAAACUGCAAAAGGAUACGUUUUUCAAAAAGUUCGGCGGAAUGCUGAUGGCACUGGCAGCCAGUUUCUUCUUUUCCGUUUCAUUUCUCAUUGUGAAAAUUUUGGGCAGUCAUGGCUUCAAAGCGUUCGGAUGUUCGGUUCUGUUCAAUUUAGGAGUGAUAGUGCCGUGUCUCAUCGGAAUUCUGUGGCAUGAAAAAGGACCAAAGGCGCACGAACGAUGCAGCCUCUUUAAGGAAAUAUGGCCGCUGAGCAUUUCUAGCAACAAAACAGCAUUAACAUUUCUAGUGCUCCAAGGAACACUGCAAGGAUUGUCGGUUAUUUUGCGCAGUUUCAGUCUUCGAUACAUGACGAUGGGAGACAUGACGGUGAUAGUUUUCAGCAGUCCUGUUGUGACUAAUUUCAUCGCUCAUUUUCUCGUCGGAGAACCGUGCGGCAUUUUCUUCGUUUUCACAGCCAUUCUGACUUUGUGCGGUGUCGGACUGAUCACAAAACCGCCAUUCAUUACUGGAUCAUCCAGUUUCGAUCACAAUACUUUGAUUGGAAGCGCUCUCGCCGUUGGUGCUAUGCUCUGUCUAUCCACCAAAUUUGCUGUCACGAGGAAAAUUAAGGAAACGCAUUAUCUGCUCAUGACAUUGUUCCUUGGCGGCUGUGGCUUUCUAAUCUCAUUUCCACUGUUCCUUGCGUUUGAAGACAUAUCAAGUAUCGUACCUAAACGAUGGGAAGACUACGUUCUCGUUGGUGGCCUGUUGAGUGCUUUCUUUUCGAUUGCCUGCAUAAAUUUGGCAUUGAAAAAUGAGGAUGCUGGACCGGUCGCACUAAUACGCUCCUGUGAUGUGAUAUUCGCUUUCCUGUUCCAGUACAUAUUCUUGUCGGUCGUUCCAGAUACGUUGAGUGGAAUCGGUGCUGCAAUUGUGGUAUCCGGAGUGUUUUUAACGGGAUUGCGAAAAUGGAUGAUGACUCGGUCGGCCAAAGAUGAAUCGGAUUAAUUUUAGAUAUUAAUUGUUUUGCUAUGGUUAAAGUGUCUGGCAGCGAGGAGAUGCUGGUUCUUGUGUUUGUGUAUAAAGAUUUCAUAAUUUUUUUUUUGUUAUAAAUAGCGAGUGGAGACAAGAGUGACUCGUUGCGAUCAUAAAAAAUAAUUGAAUUAUUUUGUAGAGCUAAGAAUUAGUGACUAAUUUAUGACUUAAACUGUGAUAGUGGCUAAGA